Messenger RNA from Scatophagus argus, 4162 nucleotides. It is a transcript of the gene tapt1b, whose product is annotated as transmembrane anterior posterior transformation 1b. NCBI's taxonomy places the organism in Eukaryota, Metazoa, Chordata, Actinopteri, Scatophagidae. The coding region runs from base 52 to 1767 and encodes 571 amino acids. Gene Ontology annotation, cellular component: ciliary basal body; endoplasmic reticulum membrane. The record is from RefSeq and is a predicted model, not a curated record. The transcript has 14 exons. Gene Ontology annotation, biological process: maintenance of protein localization in endoplasmic reticulum; positive regulation of cilium assembly.
UGUGACGCAGAUGUCAGUCUCCCAGGCAGCAGAUGAGACAGUUUGGCGAAGAUGGCGGAUUCGCUGUCGUCAGGUCUGGGAGAGGAAAAAGAGAAGGAGAAGGAGGACAUUGAGAGGGAUACAAAGGCUGCCAAAACAGAGAAGAACAAGGAGAAAGGCAGACUCACGGAGACGUUGAGGUUCAACGAUAAAAAUGGCGGCAGUAAGGUCCAGAAACGCAACAUGUCAGACCUGUCUCUGGUCAGAUUUAUAACCACUGAGCUCACCAGAGGCUACUUCCUGGAGCACAAUGAGGCCAAAUACACGGAGCGCAGAGAGAGGGUCUACACUUGCCUCCGCAUCCCCAAGGAGCUGGAGAAGUUGAUGACAUUCGGUUUCUUCCUCUGCUUGGAUGCUUUUCUCUACGUAUUCACCCUUCUGCCCCUCAGGGUGAUUCUGGCCCUUUUACGGCUCCUCACAUUGCCUUGCUGUGGCCUCAGUGGCUCCCGCUUGCUCCAGCCAGCCCAAGUGUGCGAUGUACUGAAAGGCUUCAUUAUGGUGCUGUGUUACUCAAUGAUGAGCUAUGUGGAUUACUCCAUGAUGUACCACCUGAUCAGAGGACAGUCUGUCAUCAAACUGUACAUCAUAUACAACAUGCUGGAGGUGGCGGACCGCCUGUUCUCAUCAUUUGGCCAGGACAUCCUGGACGCUCUGUACUGGACAGCCACAGAACCGAAGGAGAAGAAGAGGGCGCACAUAGGCGUGAUUCCUCACUUCCUCAUGGCUGUGCUCUAUGUCUUUCUCCAUGCCAUCCUCAUCAUGGUUCAGGCCACCACUCUCAAUGUAGCCUUCAACUCCCACAACAAGUCCCUGCUCACCAUCAUGAUGUCAAACAACUUUGUGGAGAUUAAAGGAAGUGUGUUUAAGAAGUUUGAAAAGAACAACCUUUUCCAGAUGUCAAACAGUGACAUUAAAGAGAGGUUCACCAACUACAUCCUCCUGCUCAUCGUCUGUCUCAGAAACAUGGAGCAGUUCUCAUGGAACCCUGACCACUUGUGGGUGCUGUUUCCUGAUGUAGUCAUGGUGAUAGGCUCGGAGGUUGCCGUGGACGUAGUCAAGCACGCCUUCAUCACCAAAUUCAAUGACAUCAGUGCUGAUGUAUACGGGGAAUACAGAGCCAGCCUUGCAUUCGAUCUUGUCAGUAGUCGGCAGAAAAAUGCCUACACAGACUACAGUGACUCAGUUUCCAGAAGAAUGGGCUUCAUCCCUCUUCCUUUAGCUCUGCUGUUGAUCAGAGUAGUGACCAGCUCAGUGAAGAUCCAGGGUUCACUCUCCUUUAUGUGUGUGCUGCUGUUCUACCUGGGGAUGAUCACUCUGAAGGUGCUCAACAGCAUUGUCCUGCUGGGGACGUCCUGUGUGUUCGUCAAAGAGGCCAACAUGGAAGAAAAGCUCUUUGACCCUCCACCCUCUGCUGUCUCCAGCCGUGCGAACUCCAGAGCUAACCGCACAAAACAUGUUCACACUGCACCACAGCAAGAACCCACAACUGACAAAGGAGGAAUAUCGCAGGCAUCAGACAAUCCUCAGGCAGCCAACAUGGAAGAGAGCUCCGCCCCCACACUACCUAAGAGCAAUUCAGACACAUUCCUGACUACGCCAGACGAGGACGAUGACAAAAUUAUCAACGUCAACACGGGACUCGAAGGGGACGGGCUGGAGCACAGACCGCCCAAGAAAGAUUUGCUGGAAAUAGACCGCUUUACCAUCUGUGGCAACCGAAUAGACUGAGUGCCAUGUAAGACAAACAUCAGUGUCCUGGCAAAACAGCGAGGUUCAGGGAUCAGACACGGGUCACGGAGCAUGCUCAGACAGACAUAUUUUUGUGCACCUGACCACAGGAGUAUUUAUUUAUUUAUUGCUGACAAAACCAGCCAAGGCAUAAAGCUGUUACUGCAGGCAUCAGAGGCUGCUUCAGAUGUUUCCAUCUGGUCUCGUCGGUGCCCCAUGAACCACGGAGGGGGCUCACUGAUGACGACGAUGUGGAAAAACCGGCGUGCACAGUUGGAGUCCAGCAUUACUUGUGAAAUCGGACAACGUGGAUCGCCCGGCGAUCAGAUGACCGUGACAGCUGGACUGUGCGAGUAUGUGUUCAAAAGCACAAUCACAUGUCAAGCGCAUCAGAGUUGUUUUUAGAAUGAACAAAACUUGUUGAUUUUUUUGUAAUUUUUUUUUUUUUUUAAUUUCAAAAGGCUGAAAAAUUCUAAUAUUUGAAAUGAAGUUUUUAUGAAGAAUCUCUUUUUUCUAAAAUCGGCCAUAUUCAACUGCAGGACUCCAAGACUCCCAGUCACAACAACACAUUGUUGAAAUCUAAAUUUGCUCUGCAGACACACACACACACACACCCCAACACCCAAACACACAUCUUAACAGUCUUAUUUAAACUGAGCCCAGAGUGAUGUCCACAGCUGUCAGACAUGGCAGCAGUACGCUCCCUCAUGAGCGCAGUGUCUUCGCCGGACAUCCUCAUGGCUCGGUCACAGUGGUGACUUUUCCUUUCAGACACGGAUAAAAAGUUUUGAGGUUUUAGUGUUGUGCAGUUUGUGGUAAUAUUGUUAGUUUAAAGCUGUGGGCUAAGAUGGUACCUGGUUGUAAAGACUCGAGUAUUUGUUUUGAAGUGGACUCCAAGCCAAAUUUGGAAAAAAGUUCUUUUUUUAAGUAAGUGUAACCUACAGAUUACCAUAUCUUGGUGUAACACCACUGCCUCCUAGAUGUCAUUUAAAAUACAUUGUGACACUGGUGUCAAGUCAUACGUUUUCAGUUCUUUACCAUUAUUUUUACAGUAAUAUGAACAAUAAUUAAGAAUACAUGUAUGCAGAUAAAACAUUUAAGGUCACCUGAAGAUGAGACACAGCUGCAAGGCUAAAUCACCUUUAAAUGAUAGGAAACUGAGGAGGAUCAUAUCAGCACUGUCACAUUUUAGCAGUGAACACAGCUGUUUGCAUUUACCAGAGAGCUGUACAGUAGGAAAAUGUACAGUAGGAAAUUUAGGUUUGACCACUAAAGGUUCCUGGUGUAGUUUGAUGUGGUUGGCUGCUGGCUUUGAUUAUUGCAAGCUCUUUCCAAAUGCUUGUGUCUUUAGAUGCUGCCAAAGCUGCAGGCACUGUUUGACAAGCUGUGAUCUGAAGUGCCAGGAGUUUCAUGGCCUCCGCAAAAGUUUUGUACAUCCCAAACCAGGUUCUGCCUCUCAUGACACUAUUCAGAUUUCAUUACAUUCAAGCCAUGGUAAUAAAUAUUUGUUUGGUUUGUUUAAAAUAUCCAGUGAUCUUUGGAAAACCCCAAAACUUAUUCAUGUCCAGCAGUAAGUUUUCCAGAAUCAUUCUGGACUCUUCUACCUACUCUUAUACUCUGUUUGUUGCACAAUAAUAAAGAUUUUACCUGAUUUCCCAAGUUGCAACUCUGUUUGUAUAAUUUUAACAAAAUUGGUCACCAAAAAUAGCGUACCUCCUUGCUCAGUUUGUUCUUUGUAAGCCAAAAGUUUUGUGAAAUCAUUAGAUAUAUAUUGUUUACCUACAUUGAUGUGCAUGUUACAUUUUUACACAAAAUGUGUUUAUAUUUUUCCUGUGUUAUGCAAAACAAGUGAGGAGAUGGUGACAGUCCAUCUCCCUUGGAAGGAUUUAGAAUUGCAACUUGGACUACAGGUUAAACAGGAGUCGCACGCCACAAAGUAGCAGAGGCAGGUGCAUAGGAUCAAAAACCCUUUACUUGGAAAUAAAGAAUCCAACACGCAGUCCAUCAACUUUUACUCUGUUUAUUAACGAUGUUUCCUUCCACGUUUUUCAAAAUUUGAAGGUAUUCAUUGCUUAUCUUAGCUGCGAUUCAAAUGUAAUGGUAAUACAUGAGAGGCAUAAACUGGGGUUAAGUCCAGCUUUAUCAGGAGGACAUCCAGCACGGUAAAAUGAGUCUUAUGAAGGAUGGAUUAGAGUGUGGAUGCAUUGUGACAGUGUGGUGUGUGUGUGUUUGAGUGAGAGCGAGAGACAAUUUGCAGUGCAUGGACGGAUCUCACUACCAAAAGACAUAUUUUAUGUAUAAAUAGGAUAUUUCAUUGUUUGUUUUUUCAUGUACAGCCCAUCGAUGUCAUGCAUCCUCUACGUGGUAGAAGGAGAAUAAAACAAGAUUUUUCUUA